Molecule: messenger RNA, 4272 nt
Organism: Dothidotthia symphoricarpi CBS 119687
Lineage: Eukaryota; Fungi; Ascomycota; Dothideomycetes; Pleosporales; Dothidotthiaceae
Exons: 1
Coding region: 243-3839 (1198 amino acids)
Source: RefSeq, a predicted model, not a curated record
CAGAGUUUCUGGAUUUGUACCACCACCAACUACAACUUCUAUACACGUCUCAGGACGCGUAAUUUUUGCAUCUUUGCUGCUCUGCUACUUCUGCUCUCUUCUUCACGCCUUCUUCUUUGCCAUUGCAAGCGAUUGCGCCCCGACACAACUACCUUUUCGACGCGACGACGACGCGUUUACCAGCUGCGACCACCACACCUUCCACCACCUCUUCGCCAGUGACUGGCUAUUGCCACGUCGCGAUGGCUUCAUACAAGAUCGGCCAAACGGUCGAGACAUUGGCUCAGCAGCAGGGCACCAUUCGGUACAUUGGACCGAUCCAUGUCUCUGAGGGUACUUGGCUUGGUAUAGAGCUUAGCUCUGCCACGGGCAAGAACGACGGAUCUGUCCGCGGUGAACGGUACUUUGACUGUCCUGCACAGCAUGGUCUCUUCGUCAAGGAAGCCAACAUCCUGAGGGUUGUGUCUCCACCCCCACCAAAGCCUGCUGUGAAACUCAGAGCUGCUGCACCUGCUGCUGCACCUGCACCUGCCCCCACUCUCAAGUCACGGUCAUCCAGCAUUGUUUCAAAGCGCCAGUCCGUGGUGCCUGCCACAACAAGAUCUACUCUGCGAGGCCCAGCACCAGCGAGGAAGCCUAGCGUCGCCAAUUCCACAACUACCGACAGUGCUCUGAAAAGCUCUAGGCAUAGCAAUUCUAGUGUUGCUCAAUCGACCACCGACAACUCUCUGCGGACCUCCAGGUCUGGCAAUACCGAUGCUCUCCAGAUCAAAAUCCAACAUCUCGAGAAGCAACAUGCCGAGUAUCAGGAGCAACUGAAGGAGUUCACACAAGCCAAAGAUGACCGUGACAAGUUCAACGGCAUCAUCCAGAAGCUCAAGGUGAAAUGCCAAACUCAACACCAAGAGGUACUGGAGACCAAAGAGCAAGUCACAACUCUUCAGGUCGAGAACCAACAACUCUCAAAGGCACAACAAGAGCAAGAAGCAGACUACGAAAUCGCUCUCCUAGACAAGGAGAUGGCGGAGGAGAAGGCCGAGCAGGCCGAGGCGGAGAUCGAGGCGCUGCGGGCGCGAGUCGAAGAACGUGAUUUAGAGCUAGAAAUUCUUCGAUCUGAAGCCGAGCUCCUUACAACUGACAUGACCGAAGAGGACAAGGAGGCGGCAGGUUUUUUCAAGUUGCAAGAGGAAAAUGACCGGUUGCGAGAAGCGCUAAUCCGACUGAAAGAAUAUGCAGAAGAGAGAGAAAAGGAGCACAAAGCGUGUAUCUUAGAGCUCGAGGAGGAGACCUCUCAGGUGGAUCUCAUAAAACAAACGAACGCGUCGCUUUUGGAGCGCCUGCAGAACACGGACGCCUUUGUCUGCGAUUUGCAGCAACAAGUGGAUGCUUCCAACGAAUGGGAAGAGAUGGUGGAAGUUCUCUCUUCGAAGAACCAUGACCUCGAGGAGAGUGUGGUUGAGAAGGACCUCGUCAUUAAGGAUCUCGAGAGCCUGAGGGAGCUGAACGAGGAGCUUGAGCUUCAAAGGAUGGAGGAAGCCGACGAGAUGCGUGCAGAACUCGAGGUUAAGGACAGCGAGCUUGCGGAACAUCUCCAGCGCCUUUUGGACCAGUCUGCGGUCAUUGAGGAGCGCGAUGAGCUCAUCACCAAGUUCCGCGAGCUCAUCUUUGAGCUGCAAUCUCGAAUGGCUGACGCCGAGUCUUCGAAAACCAUGACCGAGACUCAAGUUCAGGAAACAACUGGCCGCUUCAAUCAGGUCAUGGAGAUGAAUAGGCGACUCCGCACGGCGAACGUUCAUGCGACAAAGAAGGAGAUAUCUGCCCAGUUGGACAGAUUGAGAGGAGACGAGCUGACUGAGAAACUCGCUGUCUGGAUUGAGGUCGGAUCAGACGACUUUUCCAAUGGUGAGGCUACCGGAGCUUACUUCACGGCAAAACGUAUCUCCUUCAAAGCCUCGCUUCUUAGCUCACUUUUCGCUACCAACGACCGUGACAUGAGCCACAAUGGCGGUCUUGAAGAAGCCCUAGCCCGGCUGUCUUGCGUCGAAGCUAUAUAUCAUCUCGCAAACAUCAAGAACGGGAGCGAACGGCUGUGGUCGGCUAUGGCGGUCUCCACGCUGUCACGAUUUGCGAGUUUCGGGCCUUCGCAUCAAGAAAUUCUUGCGAUUGAAAAGGUUCUGGAUCAGGGUCUCGGUGCACUUAAGGCAGACGAGGUCAACUAUGCCGAUCUGGCCGGGUCUUUCGGCCGCGUGACAAAGAUUCAGGAAGCCUUACUCCAGAGUCACCUCGAUGCCCUUGCUGCUGCGCCCGAAGACGAGGUUCGCUUCCGAGCCUGCUCUAUCACUGCUAAUCUGGGCUUCUUGGAGUCAAAUUUCGCAGUCGUGAACACGUUUCUAGUGUUCCUGAUCUCCACCAACGAGGAGCUCGCCGAGCAGGCAUCAGACGUUCUGGAGCACUUCAAAUCACCAUCAGCUGUUUGCAGCAAGGCUGUGCUGGCCGCGAACAAGCUGGUUAAACACCUCGGCGCCCUUCGAGAGGAUGGCAUGUAUCCUGAAUACCCAGCAGGCCUGGAAGCACUUGUCCAGCAGGAUGCAUACUUGACUCAGGUUGCCACUGAAGCGUCACAAUGGGCUAUCAAUGCGGUAAAGAUCGUCACCGAGACCUUUAACCCAGACGUUACUUUGCUCAGAUUGGAUUGUGAUCUCGUCAAUCUAUUGCUCUAUUACUGGGGCAACGGAAUGUCACAAAUGAGCGAUGUCGUGUCGAUCAUCGAUGAGUGGAAUGAAUACGCAUCCGUCUUGAUGCACAGUGUCGAGAUUGUGCAUGGACCAGCCCCGUGGACGGAAAAAGCCAAGGAGGUGGAGUCCGAGAGGAGAGGAAACGACACUGCCUUGGAACGCCUGCAAACUCUAACGGCUGAGCAUCAGAUUACGCGCCUCAAACUUUUGGAGCGACAAACGGUCAUCGAAACGAAGGAGCUCGAGAUCGAGCACUUGCUUAAGAGGCAUGAGGAAGCUUCGGUGAAGAUUGAAGACCUUGAACGACUCCAUCACGAGCACACAGAGGCCCAUGAGGAGAUCAUGCGUCUGCAGGUGCAGGUGAGGGGCCAGCACCUUGAAAUCGAUACUUUGAAGGAGCGCAUUGCUCGGUCGGAGCGAACUGAUGAGGCCGACCAACAGCUAGACCUCUCGACUUCGGUCACAGGACAAGAGCUAGCGGAGCCCGUGCUGGCGCCGCGAAGUCCUCCAGUCGGCUUCAUAACACUCAUCAAUGCCCUCCAGGACGAAAACCAUUGGUUGCGCCAGAAAGAGUAUGCAGAUGUUUUCAAUUGCAAUCUCCGGGGUAUAUUCGUUAACAAGAGAGGGGAUGCUUCGCCUUGGGAGCAAGAUUGGGCUGAUCGUUUGCGCAACACUGCAAACAGCAUGCUCAGUGUGUCUUGCGUCGGCGAAACUAAGGACUUCCCGCAAACACCCUUGAGGUCUUCCAAGUACCCCAAAGACUUACUCGACCCCGACUUUGAGCUUGGUACACCAGAUGCGGAAUCAACACCACUCCCCUCCCGCGAACUACGAUCUGGCCGAUUUAAGAGGUCACUUCCGGAUCUUAGUCCAAUACAGACCUCCUUCAACUGGCAGCCUUCGUCUUCUACGCAUGAGCCAUCUCUAUCCAUGCUCGAAAGAGAUAGCUUGAUGGACUUGUCACCGAUAUCGGAGGAAUUCAGCGCGGAGAUGACGGCGAUGCUCGAGAACUUUAGCGAGAUCGUGUUGACCGCAGAUGCGGAGAGCUUUGGGGAUAGUUUUGGUGAGAGCUUCAGCGAGAUCAUUUUGCCUGGGCGUGUUUGAUUUGUUAGGAUGAGUUGGAUGUGGUUUGGAUUCUUUCUGUGGUAUUCGGGCAUGUAGUGGAGUUUCUUUUGGUUAUGUUUCGGACCACCUUCCAUCACGGCUUGAGGGGAUCCUCAUUUGGUUGUAGCCGCCCGAGAGGGCUGGCUCCCAUGGGGUGAACCAAUACAGCCAGGUGGAAGGUUGGUUUGGAUCUAGGACAGUGUUUUUCUCGGGCGUUUUGGGCGGGCAUUGGGACUGGUUCUUGUAUACUGCAUGGUGUUCUGGAUGGAUGGUUUUGAUUUCACAGCACUAUACCCCAUGGGCGGCAUUCGUUUGUUUUUAUCAGUUUUUAUGGAAUGAGUAUUGUUGUUGCGACUUGCAAACCUUCUUCACUUUUCUGUAUCUUCUUUUGAUUGCAUACAACUAGCUCAAGACCUCGGAGCUGACAUCUCAA